Messenger RNA from Harmonia axyridis, 1037 nucleotides. RefSeq lists its product as uncharacterized. Lineage: Eukaryota; Metazoa; Arthropoda; Insecta; Coleoptera; Coccinellidae. The transcript is spliced from 3 exons. Bases 1 to 987 code for a protein of 328 amino acids. The record is from RefSeq and is a predicted model, not a curated record.
AUGGCGGACGAUACAGACGUAUCAGAUAGAGAACACGAUGAAUUGGGUAUUAAUCCGGGAAUUAGUGGUGAUAAAAGUUUCAAAUGUUGUACAAAACCGUGCAAAGUGUGCAUAUGCAGAAACUGUUCAGCUAUUUUCCACCACAGCUGCACCAAAAGGAUGAAAAAUAUCAAAAUAAUCAAUGAGAAAACAGUUGAAUGCUGUGAGGCGAAAAACGAGGAUGAUAAUGAGGGCUAUAGGUCUGAAAUUAAAUCAUUAAAAAUGGAAAUACAUUACCUGAAGCUUCUGGUGGAAGAAAUGAGGGAUAAAAACAAGAAAAAAAAAACCGAUGAUAAUGGAAUAAUAGUUCCCAUUAUCGAGAUAACAGAGGAAAAAGAAAACAAUGAUAAGAAUUGGAAGCAACCCAAAUCUAGCCAAUCAUAUGCAAGCAGAGUAGGCGCAAAAGUAGGUAGUUCAAAUGAACCAAAAGAAGAUAUCCAACAAAUGACAAGUCAGAGUAAACAAAUAAACCUUUCAACCCAACAACGCAUUAUAACACGACGCCAAAAGUCCAUGAACGAAAACAAAAUGAUUGGAACAAAUAUUGAAGAAGCUGUAAAACGAUAUGGGAAUACUGAAGACGGAAACCAAUAUCAGAACAGGAAAGUAAACAAAAGAAGGAUGGGGACAAUAGGAACAGGUAGAGAAACAGGUAACAAAGAUUUCGGAGGAGUUCAGAAAAAGCUGUGGAUAUAUAUAUACAGAGUAAAUAAAACGUACACUGAGGAUAAAGUUCAUACAUAUAUAAAACAGAAAACUGGCCUAGCUGAUAAUAAAAUAUGGACCAAAGAAAUUCCAGUGAAAGGAAAUGGCCUAAACAGAUUUGUUGUAACAGCACCCUUGGAUAAGAAGGAACUACUUUAUAGCUCAGACUUCUGGCCUGCUGGGAGUUUGAACCUGCUGGGAAUAAAUAUGGUAAACAAAAUGAUGAUAUGGGUAAUUCGGUAGGAUUUGGCAUACUACACCAAAAUGUGAGAUCAAUUGGCAAUUCAAAAGAA